Messenger RNA from Ziziphus jujuba (common jujube), 2201 nucleotides. RefSeq names its product serrate RNA effector molecule. Gene Ontology annotation, biological process: primary miRNA processing; mRNA processing. The record is from RefSeq and is a predicted model, not a curated record. NCBI's taxonomy places the organism in Eukaryota, Viridiplantae, Streptophyta, Magnoliopsida, Rosales, Rhamnaceae. The transcript is spliced from 11 exons. The coding region runs from base 732 to 1940 and encodes 402 amino acids. Gene Ontology annotation, cellular component: nuclear body.
UGGAAAAAAUGGAGCCCUAUGCUUUAACGACCUCGAAAAUGAUGGAGUCUACCGGGGAUAAAAAAAUAAAAAAACUAUAGGAAAGGACAAAUUAGAAAGUUCAGGCCAUUAAUUGCAAACUUAUAUUAGCCAGCACCAAAACACAAUCCCCUACGAUUUUAUUCUUCCCACUUUUUCUCUAAAACCCAAAACCCAGAUAUUAAAUGCAGCAAUAUCUGUGAUUUUACGAGAAGAUAUGGAAUCCACAUUGUCCAAAAAAGAAGAUGUGGAGUCUUUGUUGAAGGCUCGAUCACCAGCGGUGGCAAACACAACCCAGGCAGCAGUAGCAGAGGAGAAACCGAAAACGCAGUCGUCGACCAGUAGUUUUGACAAAUUUUGGGGAAGACUUACUCAAUGUUAUGUAUAAUUAUCUGCAUCCAAAAAACUGCGGAGAAACUGAAAACGCAGUCGAUGAUAAUACAUGCGUUCAAAAUGCUGAGAACAAAAUGAGAACGCAGUCGUCCUCCAAUAAGAUCAUGCCACGGCAGGCUGAUUGCAGCAGUUCUGAGGAGUAUGAUGAGAAAUAUAAAGAAAUUGUUGAGGCAUCCGAGGGUUUCAUUUCAUCUCCGUGUUCAACGUCCACAAAAAUGGGUAGCAUCUUGCCAUGUCCAGUCAAUGCACUCGUUAAAAAGGCUGCUAAUUUUGCCAUUGAGUAGCAUAACAAAAAGACGGGUGCAAAUAUAGAACUUUCGAUGGUUGUCAAAGCUAAUAUGCAAUUUCUGGAUGAUGGUCUAGUGUUCUAUUUGACAUUGCAAACACUGGAUGGAGAUCAUAUAGUUUUUAAGGAAGCUAAAGUGUGUGAAUACAUUGACACUGAUCAUUGUUAUGAACUGAGUAUUUUCAGGAAUGCUAUCUACUACGAUAAAAUAAAAGAAGGGAGUCCACAAAGGUAUCAGGAGUGCAGAUCACAGGACAUUUCCACUCAAAAGUGUGCUUUUUUCAAUGCUCAUAAGGAUGAGGAAUGGUUGAAAAAUAAAUAUCAUCCUUCAAAUUUACUUCGCUUCUUUGAAAGGAGAAAUAGACACGCUCAGGAGAUCGCGAAGGAAUUUUUAUUUUAUCUAUCAAGAGGAAUAGUCAACUUGAGUCCAAGUGCUACUGCAUUCUAUGCAAGCAAAGUGAAUUUUCAGACUAGUCAGCCAAACUCUUAUGAGAAAGCUGGAGAAAAGAGACGGAGGCUUGAUAAAGAUCAAGAUGAAGAAAGUGAAUUUUCAGCUGCGCUGAAGGCCCACCCUGUCAGUUGUCUGCCUAGACGAAUACAAUCAGAUAUUGAACAAGCCUUUGCCCUCAUACAAAAACUUGACAGUGAAAAAGGGAUUGAAGACAAUAUUAUUUGCAAUAUUGACUUCUAUGGAGAAUUUCAUUCUGAAUCUAUGUUUCAAGUUCUUAUUGUCAAAUGUUUAACAGGUGAGAGGGUCCUAUAUGGAAUUGAACUUCUGGACACACUUCUCACGUAUCUUUGGCGCAUCCAUGGUGUAAAUUAUUAUGGCAUGAUUGAAAGUGAUGAACCUAAAGGUUUUAGGCAUGUGAGGUCAGAUGGUAAAAAUCAUACAGAAACCCUUGAGGCUGGGGUUGUGUGGGAAAAGAAACUUGACACAUUUUGGCAAAAACGAUUGAGUGGUCAGCAUCCCAUGGAAGCUAUGAUAGGCAAGGAGAAAAUUGAUGCGGCAUACGUUGAAGCUUCAGAUCUAUAUGUUAGGAAAAUAGCUGAUGAAAAUGAAGGAUGGAAGUAUGGUUGUGAAGCCAACGAUUGUACAGAACUUUUCAAUUCUGCUGAAUGUGUGCGUGAACAUCUGAAGCUGGAACACCCUGAACUUGUGAUGGAACUCACUUCAAAAGUGUGUCAGGAUCUAUAUUUCCAUAACUACAUGAAUGAUCCGGAUGCUCCUGGUGGGACCCUCUAACUGUUGCAGAUUUCUCUUUUGGCACAAAGAUGAGCUAAACAGUGGCAUCGAAGGCCUAGCGAUUCACUUUUAACUUUAAGGUGUAUUUAAGUUCACUUUUAACUUUGGGUCUAUUUAGGUUCGAACGAUCUUUUUAUAUGGCAAACAUUUUUGUUGCCGCUGUCAUCAGCCAACUACGAAUGUCCAUGUUUGAAUAUGUCACAUAUUUGUUAGUUACAGUAGUUCGUAGUUUUUAUUUUAUAAAUUUUUUGUUUGUAUUUA